Brenthis ino (lesser marbled fritillary) is the source of this 1776-nucleotide messenger RNA. Lineage: Eukaryota; Metazoa; Arthropoda; Insecta; Lepidoptera; Nymphalidae. The record is from the annotation of a GenBank genome assembly.
AUGUCACAGGUAGUAGAUCGUUUUGUAUUUAUAGUUCAUUGCGAAGAGCUGAAAGGGGACGCGGCUAGCGGCGCGGGCGGCGCGUGUAGCGGGCGGGGGCGCGACGCGCGAUGCACUGACGCCAUGUGCGCGCCGCGAUGCGCGCACGCGCUCUGCCCGCCCGCGCGGCGCGACUGCUGCUGCUGGCGCUCCUGCUCGCCGGUACUGUCGCUCAUAUUUCUCUUGCUCUCCCCGCUCUCUACGGGGCGUCAAAUAUCACCUCCUCAACUCGGUGUGUGUGCAGGGUGCGCUGGGAACCCGGACGCCAAGCGGCUGUAUGAUGAUCUGCUCAGCAACUACAAUAAGCUAGUGCGGCCCGUUCUUAACGUGAGCGACGCGCUCACCGUACGCAUCAAACUCAAGCUCAGCCAGCUUAUUGACGUUAAUUUGAAGAAUCAAAUUAUGACAACAAAUUUAUGGGUAGAGCAGAGUUGGUACGACUAUAAGCUGUCGUGGGAGCCACGUGAGUACGGCGGCGUGGAAAUGCUCCACGUCCCAUCGGACCACAUCUGGCGACCCGAUAUAGUGCUUUAUAACAAUGCCGAUGGAAACUUUGAGGUGACAUUGGCUACUAAGGCGACGCUAAACUAUACUGGUCGCGUGGAUUGGCGUCCUCCUGCUAUUUACAAAUCCUCUUGCGAGAUCGAUGUGGAGUACUUCCCUUUUGAUCAACAAACGUGCAUCAUGAAAUUUGGUUCUUGGACUUAUGAUGGGUUCCAGGUGGAUUUAAGGCAUAUUGAUGAAGCACGCGGAACUAACGUCGUAGAACUGGGCGUUGACCUUAGUGAAUUCUACACCUCCGUGGAAUGGGAUAUCUUGGAGGUGCCGGCUGUUAGAAAUGAGAAAUUCUACACAUGCUGCGACGAGCCAUAUUUGGACAUAACAUUUAAUAUCACAAUGCGGCGUAAGACCCUAUUCUACACGGUGAAUCUGAUCAUACCAUGUAUGGGCAUUUCGUUCCUGACCGUGCUGGUGUUCUACCUCCCCUCCGACAGCGGCGAGAAGGUGUCGCUGUCCAUCUCCAUCUUGCUCUCGCUCACUGUGUUCUUCCUAUUGCUCGCUGAAAUUAUACCACCUACCUCACUUGUUGUACCGUUGCUUGGAAAGUUCGUGCUCUUUACUAUGAUUCUUGAUACAUUUAGUAUCUGCGUAACUGUCGUUGUGCUGAACGUGCACUUUCGCUCGCCGCAAACGCACACGAUGGCACCGUGGGUUCGCCGUGUGUUCAUUCACGUGCUGCCGCGUCUACUAGUGAUGAGGCGGCCGCACUACCGCCUCGAUCCACAUCGCAGCCGUUUCGCGGGUUUAGUAACAAGCGAAGGCUGGUCCCCAAUGGUGGGCCCAGUGGGUGUAGGCUCGAGCGGCGCGCUAGGUGCGGCGGAAGAGCGCUCGCCAUCGCCGGGUGCGUGCCGCCUGCACGACGCGCCAGCGCUCUGUGACGCGCUGCGCCGCUGGCACCACUGCCCCGAGCUGCACAAGGCGAUCGACGGCAUCAACUACAUCGCUGACCAAACGAGAAAGGAAGAGGAGUCGACGAGGGUGAAGGAGGACUGGAAGUACGUGGCGAUGGUGCUGGACCGGCUGUUCCUGUGGAUCUUCACGCUGGCGGUGCUGGUGGGGUCGGCCGGCAUUAUCCUGCAGGCGCCCACGCUGUAUGACGAGCGCGCGCCCAUCGACGUGCGCCUGUCCGAGAUCGCGUACGCCGCCGCCAAACCGCGCCCACCGCCGCCGCCCGUC